UCUUUCUGAUUAUCACCUGCCAGAAUGGCUGAAGAGAACACAAACCCUCCAUUGUGGGGCUGCUGCCUACCAACACUUUGCUGUUGGCCGUUGUCCAGUGGCCACUUUCUUUGUUGCUCUGGUGUUUGUAAAGACUCCUUCAGCCUUUCCGUGCUUUUAGGGCAGCAGUUUCUUGAAAUCCUUGGCCUGAGAGCUGCGACCCAAGUAGGAGUGAGUGCAAUGGGAGGUGGCCACAGGGCCUGCACCCGGCUCGCCGAGUUUCCGAUCAGUUCAAUCCCAGAUUAGUUCACUGACGGAGAUGCUGCUGAUCCCUUUUGCCGAAUCAGGCCUUGCUGCUGCACCCACGUAACCCUGCAGCCCUCGGCGAGCUGAAUCGGCAGUUGAAAGAUGGAGGUUUUCAUUCAGAGGUUUCAGUGAAUGCCUAGCAAGAAGAACAGAUCAAGAGGCUCCUGAGGAGAAUUCCUCCCAGGGAAUGUUUCCGUCGCUCCCGGGGGGAAGAGCCAAGCCGUCAGAGACUUUGCUUGACUCGAGAAGGCACCGCUAUGUCAACCACAACGCACAGAUUAGGCUAAAAAAUCCCAGCGCUGCCGCUUUCAAGGGCCGUAAACAGGUGGGACCCCGACAGAUAAACCGCUCUCCCAUCAGCAGGUGUCUGGAUGCUCCGCGGCGCACCGUCCUCGGCCGCCCUGUGCUUCCCAAUGGCCGGGAGUUGACCACAAGCACGAGGAUGACGCUGCGCGAGCAGCUGAGAGAGAAGAUCUCGGCGGCCUUUUACCGCCACGGGCUGCUGUGUGCCUCCUACCCAGUACCCAUCAUCCUUUUCACCUCCGCCAGCAUCCUCACCUGCUGCUAUCCGUUGCUGAGGCUUCCUCUGCCUGGCACGGGUCCUGUGGAGUUCACCACUGGGGUGCAAGACUACAGCGUCCCUCCCCAUGAGCCUCUGGGAGACCUGGAACGACCAGACUGGUACCACGGGCCUCCGGUCGCCUACAUCCAGCAGGUGUUGGUGAAGGCAGCCGUGUCUCCGUGGGACGGCAGCCUCGUGCCGGUGGACGUGUUUCGGUCGCCUCUGGGGAAAGUCUUCAGUCUGCUGGAAGAGAUUCGCAACCACGUCCACUCCGAUGGCUCUGGCAUUCGAAGCCUGGAAGCGCUGUGUCUCCAGGUGACAGACUUGUUUCCAGGGUUACGGCGGAUGCAGUCAGUGCUGCCAGAACACGGCUGCCUCCUCGUGUCUCCUGGCAACUACUGGCAGAACCAGCGGGACCUGUUUGACUCGGACUCGGACCUCCUCAAGACUAUUCAGAAACACGAACCGAAAGGACUGCACACCUCAGCGACACUGCGAGACCUGCUGUUUGGCGUCCCUGGAAAGUACACAGGAGUCAGUCAUUACAACAGGAAGAGAGUGGUCACAUACACAAUCACUGUGGUUCUUUCUAACUAUGAUGCAGGCUUUCUGAGUAGCUUACGGACCCGUCUGAAACAGCUUCACCCGUCGGCCAACUGCAGCCUGAGAGACGACCACAUGGUUCACAUCCACUUCAAGGAGGAGAUCGGCAUCGCUGAACUAAUUCCCCUCGUCACCACAUACAUCAUCCUUUUCGCCUAUAUCUACUUCUCCACCCGUAAGAUCGACAUGGUGAAGUCUAAGUGGGGCCUGGCCCUGGCUGCUGUGGUGACAGUCCUCAGCUCCCUGCUCAUGUCUGUGGGCCUGUGUACUCUGUUUGGCCUGACGCCCACGCUGAACGGAGGUGAGAUCUUCCCUUACCUUGUUGUCGUGAUCGGCCUGGAAAAUGUGUUGGUGCUCACCAAGUCUGUGGUUUCCACCCCCGUUGACCUUGAGGUUAAACUUCGAAUUGCUCAGGGCCUUAGUAAUGAGAGCUGGUCUAUCAUGAAGAACAUGGCCACUGAGCUGUGCAUCAUCCUGAUUGGAUAUUUCACUUUGGUGCCAGCUAUCCAGGAGUUUUGUCUUUUCGCUGUCGUGGGGCUCGUUUCUGACUUUUUUCUGCAGAUGUUUUUCUUCACAACAGUCCUGUCUAUAGAUAUUCGCCGUAUGGAGCUGGCUGACCUGAACCGCCGGCUUCCCGCCGAAGCCGGCCUGCCUCCAUCAAAACCGGGACCCCUGCGAACACGUGAGGCCCCUCCUCCGCCUCGGCCCUCCCCUCACACAAUCACUCUGCAGACCCCGGCCUUCAGGAACCUGAGGCUCCCUAAAAGACUGCGUGUUGUGUACUUCCUGGCCCGCACACGCCUGGCCCAGCGCAUCAUCAUGGCUGGUACGGUAAUCUGGAUCGGCAUCCUCGUCUACACGGACCCGGCUGGAAUCCGCACCUACCUGGCCGCGCAGGUGUCCGAGCAGAGCCCCCUGGGGGACUCCGGCGGAGGCGGUUUAAGCCCCCAUCUGGCAGUGGCACCGGUUUUCCGUGGCGGGGAUCCUACCAGCACCCUGAGCAUCCACCGUGCUCCGGCUCCAACUCCCCUACCUGAAAACCAAUCACAAGGUCACCUUGGCCCAGCAGGACCUCUUCCCCAUGCCCCGCCCUCCGUGCCCCAGAUCACCUGGGGGGCCGAAGAUGAGGAAGGAUGGAGGAGAUUGUCUUUUAGACAUUGGCCGUCGCUUUUCAGCUACUACAAUAUAACUUUAGCAAAGAAAUAUAUCAGCCUUCUCCCGGUAAUUCCCGUCACGAUUCACUUGAGCCCCCAGGAGGCCAUUGACACGCGUCACCCUCAGGACACGAGACACCCUCCUCCACCAAUCCCUAAAGUUUCUGCAGAUAUACAGACAGACCUCACCCUCUACAAGGUGGCUGCUUUGGGCCUGGCUGCAGGGGUCCUGCUGGUUCUUCUGCUCUUCUGCCUCUACCGCGUUCUCUGCCCCCGUAACUAUGGCCGAAACGGUGUUGCUCACGGGCGUCGGCGACGAGGCGACCUGCCCUGCGACGAUUACGGUUAUUCUCCACCUGUCAGUGAGAUCUCUCCUCUGCUGCUGAGGGGACACAGUAUGGACAUUGAGUGUUUGGCUAGCGAUGGGAUGUUGCUGGCCAGCUGUUGCUUGGCGGGACAGAUCCGUGUUUGGGAUGCCCAGACUGGUGACUGCCUGACGGUGAUCCCAAAGCAACGAUUAAGACGAUGCAGCAGCAGUGGCUGUUGGGAGCAGCGAGACGUCUGGGACACGAUAACUGCAGAGUCCGACUGUGCCUGUGAAUCUAGAGACCCGAAUCUCGGCUGUGACGGGGUAUCGGAAGACGACUGCUACCCGCUGAGACGUCGCACCGCUCCGACCCGGCCGCCUCUCUUCACCGACCAGCCCGACCUGACUCCGCUCAUCGACACCAACUUUACCUCCCAGCCUCCCUCCAACCUCGCCACGCCACCCAGAGGAGGGUUCGACUUCGGAGGCCUGGUGGAGCGCGCCUACAUGGAGCAUGAGCCUCCGUCGCCGUCUACGUACCCGUCUCCUUCCUCCGCCUCCUCCUCGCCUCCUUCAGCCACAUAUCUCCAGAGGACCCUGAGCCUGGGGGACGCAUCCGGGCCCCCAAAUCAGGCUGUCGGGGCUGGGACGCAGUCCGCUGGAGACUGGGAAAGCUCUGUCUGGGCCAUGGAGCUGAGAGGGAAUCUGAUCGCUGCUGGGAGGAGCAGCGGCAAACUGGAGCUGUGGGAUGCAGUGGAGGGGUCUCUGCGGUGCAGUAAUGAAGAUGGAGUCUCUGGUAUCACUGCGCUGGCGUUUCUUAACAACAGAAUCGUGGCAGCGCGACUGAACGGGUCGUUAGAUUUCUUCACUGUUGAGAUUAACAAACCUCUGGGUUUGCUGCAGUACAGAGGUGCCCCCGGGCGAGGCAGCAUGCCCCCGUCUCCCUGUUACAGCAGCGAGGACCUGAUCAGCUGUCAGCUCACUCGCUCUGUGCAGUGUGCCCACCAGAAGCCGAUCACUGUGCUGCGAGCGGCAGCAGGCAGGGUGGUCACCGGCAGUCAAGACCACACAGUCAGGGUUUAUCGUCUGGAGGACUCCUGCUGCCUUUUUACCCUGCAGGGUCACUCUGGGGGGAUCACAGCCAUCUACAUUGACCAGACGAUGGUUCUAGCGAGCGGUGGGCAGGACGGCGCCAUCUGUCUGUGGGAUGUCCUGACAGGAAGCCGUGUCAGUCAUGUCUACGGUCACCGUGGCGACGUCACCUCCCUUGUCUGCACUACCUCUUGUGUCAUCAGCUCAGGACUGGAUGACCUCAUCUGUAUCUGGGACCGCAGCACUGGCAUCAAACUGUACUCCAUACAGCAGGAGGUUGGCUGUGGGGCCAGUCUUGGCGUGAUCUCAGAGUCUCUGCUGGUGACGGGGGGCCAGGGCUGCGUUUCCUUCUGGGACCUGAACUUCGGCGACUUGCUGCAGACCGUCUACCUGAGCCAGAGCGGCGACGGUCAGGGCGUCCGGCAGCUGCUGGUGCUGGACAACGCCGCCAUCGUCUGCGACUUCGGCAGCGAGCUCAGCCUGGUCUACGUUCCCUCAGUGCUGGAGAAACUGGACUGAGGAAGAUAGGCAGCUGGCACCGGGUGGGAAACACUCACUCAGCUCUAUCAUCUUACUUUUUUUUUUCAUAUCAAUUAUGAGACGUUCAGAUGUUGAGAAAGGAAAAAACUAUCUUAAGGGUCAUGGGAUAUGAAAUCAAAUCCAUCAUUCCCCAUCUUUUUGUUCAUUUUAAGUGCGAGCUUGUGCGUUUGCGUCGUUGCUCUGCCCUGGAUGCUGCUGACUUGGAUGGGACUUUCUGUGAUCCGACCCUCUGAAUGAGGAAGAUGGAGCAGUUUCAUUUUUGUCUGUUGUUUUUGUUUUGUUUUUUCUAUUCCUGCUGUGCCGUUUCACUUGACAGGAAAAUGAAGUCACAGUUCUGCAGCCUGUUGGGAUGAACAGAGUUAUGCGAGAGUGUUUUUGUGUGUGUGUGUAUGAAACCUAAUCCAAGCCUUUUUUUUUUCCCCCAAGCAAACAUCUUCUGAAAGGUAGAACUGAAUUGUGAGGAAGUGUGUGUGGGCAUGUGUGUGUCUGUGUGAGUGAGUCGUGUUGGGGGGAGAACUGGUGAUUACUGUAAAAAGUAAACCUCCGGUGGGGGAUGUUUUUAUAUGUAUAAAUCUAUUAUUUAUUAGCAAUAUGUUUUUAAGUAACAGUUUGUUUGUGAGUGGCUAAUCCCAACUCUUAAACUUCAAUGUUAAGUGGAAAUGAUGAUGACUUUAAAUGUAGGAAGGUGUUUGUUUGGCAGCGUUGAGCCAACUUUUUAAACCGGCCGCUUUUAAUAUUAAGCUGGAAAGUGUUGGAGGCGUUGAGUCCAAACUGCCUCUGAGUCCUGCGUGAGUGGGCGGGGCUAGGGGCGGGGUCUGAUUCACGCUACUCCUUCAUCAGGCUACCUCCAUUCUUGAAUUUUGUUGACUGAUGAUUUUGUGCACAAGUUCUCACCUCCUUCUUUACGCUUGUCGCCUUCUGAGGUUAUUUUUCCAAAUCAUUUUCUUUUGUCCAGACUUCCAAACCCAAAGUAAACCUCAGUAACUUUAUCAUUUUCCUUCCCAAUAGUAGUAUAAAAGAAAACAUGAAAUUUUGGUCAUUUUUUUUAGGUUCCCAUGAACUAAAUUAUUGCCAUGCACUGGGACGUUGUUACUGAAGGAAGUUAACUAUUUUUGUAUCAGUAAAGUGUUUAAAAAUGAAGCCUAGAAAGUGGAAGAAGCAAUUUAACAGGAAUUAUGGUUCAUUCAGACUGCAAGACUCUAAUGAAAGUUAAAGAAGCUGGAUCUGGAAAUGUUGGCAGGCUCUUUAGCAGAGUGGAGGUAAGGUUUUACCUUUACCAGUGAAAGUGAUGUGCAAAGCGCAUUAAUCUCUAAAAUGGUUUAAAAAUGCCAAGCUCUGUAAUGUAAUUCCUGCAUCAGAAAUGCUCAGUUUAAAGUUGCUUCCACUCAUGGCGGAAGACUAGAGUAAAAUAUUUCAAAAUGUUAAUUAUAGCAGAAUAGCAAUUUGAGGCAAAGUUUUACAGUCUGACCAGUGCAUCUCUACUAAAAACUAAACUUCUUUAGAGUUAGGAGUGUUGCUGUGAGAGGCAGUCAGACAUUAGAGAGAUUAAGCUGUAUAAGAAUGUAACUGAACCCUGGGUACUUUUCCAAGUUGCAUUCUUUGAAUUGCCUGCAGAUUUACAGAUCAGGAAAACGCUUUCAUUAGACCAAAAAGAAAAAAAAAAUCUGUAUUUUUGUUUCCGAUUUCUAAAACUCAGCAACUUCUAUUGACCGUUUUUAACUCAGAAGCAUUCAUUUGACUGAAUAAAAGGAAUCGAAGUUAUCUUCCCUGAUCUCCUCACUUGCGGUUUAGAAAACUGUUGAGAAUGUAAUCCACCUCAUCACAUGAUUGACUUUUUCCCCCCCCAAGCAAAGAAAAUCCGGAAUGUAUUUUCUCCAUCUUCCCAGCUACAGUUUGUUUUUUCUUCUGAAUGUAGCCUCAGGUUAGCCACGUUAUUCCCUCACAACAUGAGCUGAGUGCACUACUAACUGACUCUGUUUGAUAUGUUCACACAUUUUAAUGCACUUUUUGCUAAAAUCAGCUUCCAGUUAGGAGAGGUGGGUGCGUUUAGGCUCCCACACAACAUCUGCAGCACUGGUAACACAUGCUGUGGUUUCUCUGGGACGCAGCCAACGUGUUAUGAGAACUCGGGUUUUCUAAUUAUGAUUCAAACAAGCAGUCAAAUUGCACCUGCAUCCCACAGAAACCAGGCCAUGUUGCCACCUUGUCCGUUUGUUUCCUGCUGUCUAGUCGAGAAAAGCUUUGGAAUUACAUUUGUGUAGUUUUUGUUUUUUUAUAUUAUUUUCUAACUAUUUUUCCUUCUAGAAAUGUGAAUGAGUUAAAGCUGACGUUUGGCAUUUUAGAAAAUAUAAAUGUUCCUAAGUGCUGAGAACAGAAUAUUUAAAUCCAGGUAGGACGACGGCGCAAAGCACAAAAAAUAAUCUGAAGUAAAGUCUUCCUUAAGGGAUAAAUCUACCCUCUGGAGAUUUUUUUUAUUGCUGCUAAAUAUUAGAAAAACGUGACUGAUAAUGAAAUUAUACAAGGAUUAGGGCCACUGACUCUGCCUUUCUUUACUCUGAAUUUGAGAAACAAAUCAGAACUCUCGACUUUAAUCUGGAAAAAAAAAACACUUAGCCAAAAAAGGAAGAAUUAACUUUUUGAUAGAGACUAUUUUGACUUUUAUAUCUACUUUGACAUUUUUCUGUUCAAAUUCCUUUUUUUUCUCAAUUAGAGAAACGAGUAAGAAUUUUGGCUUUAAUCUCAAACCUUAUUAUUAGAGAGCCCUCCAGCUAAAAAUACUGAUUAAAAAAGUAAAAAAAACUUUUUUGUCUGUCUCAAUUUUAACGGAAUAUCCUCCACCCCAAAAUUCAGUGGUUCUAAUCGUUUUCCGUAAAACGAUCACGGGCGUUGAACCCACAUUUUUCUCACUCUUCCUUGUCUCUCAAUCGUCCUUUGUUCCAUUCCAUUGGUUAAUCAUAGUACAGAGUGUGGUAGGUAGCUAUUAAAAAUUGUUUGAUAAAUAUUUAUAUUUACCAAAAUGCCAAA
Molecule: messenger RNA, 7567 nt
Organism: Xiphophorus hellerii (green swordtail)
Lineage: Eukaryota; Metazoa; Chordata; Actinopteri; Cyprinodontiformes; Poeciliidae
Gene: scap
Product: SREBF chaperone
Exons: 24
Coding region: 473-4522 (1349 amino acids)
Biological process (GO): regulation of cholesterol biosynthetic process; SREBP signaling pathway
Cellular component (GO): endoplasmic reticulum membrane; SREBP-SCAP complex; Golgi membrane
Molecular function (GO): sterol binding; protein binding
Source: RefSeq, a predicted model, not a curated record